AUGGAAGAAUUGCCAGGAACACAUUUGGGUUCCAACCACAUGACGAAUCCCCCUGUCGUGAUACAAAAUGCUAACACUAAUCCUGUUCAGUUCAAGAUGUACACAGAAGACCAGGGCCCAGCGACUUUUGUCUGUCACCGAUGUAAGAAGUCGUUCUACAACCCGGUAGCCCUACAGAACCACAAGAACAUGCAGCAUGACGCCGACACUUCCGGCAGCGAGAGCGAUCAUAUAGCCCCGUUUAUUAGGUCUAGCGACCAGAUUUUCAAUGACUUCUGCGGUUUCAAGUUUAUCCCCCAAAAGACUAACGACUCAGACCCUACCAUCGUCCAGGAUGGCAUUACAACUAGAACAUUCUCCGAAGAUGUAUCCUACCUCAUUGUGAAAAUUGAAGGGUACGAUCUAGAUCUGAACUUGAGCCUCAAAAGGUCACGGUUGGAAGGGGCCGUGAAGAAGGCCAAGCAUAAAGCGGGGAAGCCGUCUGUUGAUCUAAGAGGCCCAUUUACCUGUACGCUUCCAUCAGCGCUGUAUCCAGACCUUCAAUGUCGCCAAAUCUUCUUCAACUGUUGUGACUAUUCCAUGCAUUAUAGAGAAGAACACACCAAACGUAGGAAAGCCGCCCUUCGCUGCCAAGUCUGCGAAAAAAGACUUGACACUGACGUGUACCAAACCCCUACCGUUACCCCUCAACUACAACCCGUCAAUAGAGUUAAUUUCACUUGCCACAUAUGCAGACAGACCUUCCUAACGAACGCCCAAUACGAUGAGCAUAACAGAAUUGUCCAUGCAAAGAUCAAACCACACCAAUGCUCGAUUUGUGCAAAGAGAUUCACCCAACAGGGCGGUCUACAACAGCAUAUGCGGAUGCAUACAGGCGUUAGGCCCUUUGCCUGCUCGUUUUGCCCUAAAGCCUUCACCCAAAAAGCUGGAUUAGACCAGCAUUUACGUACGCACACGAAGAUAAAACCAUUCAAAUGUGUCAUUUGCAGCAAGUGCUUCUCGCAGUCCGUGCAUUUGCGCCAACACAUGCGAACUCACACUAACAUACAGCCUUUUGAAUGUUUCGCAUGUGGUAAGCGGUUUAAGCAAAGCAGCCAUUUGAAUUUCCAUAUGAGGUCUCAUGUUGGGGACACAUCUUCGCUGGUGGUGGAACGGUACGCCCAAGAAGUGCCACACCAGAAUCAGUUGGAGUUUUUGAAUCUGGCUAAUUUACAGCCGGUGCAGGACGGAGAAACCUUGUAUUACGCUGCUGAGUUGGCUGCAGCGCCGCAGCAUAAUUGUUACAACUAUCAGUCCCAGGAAAUGUUGCCAGAAAAUGUCCUCUCUUUUUAA
Amyelois transitella is the source of this 1332-nucleotide messenger RNA. Its product is annotated as zinc finger protein 235-like. NCBI's taxonomy places the organism in Eukaryota, Metazoa, Arthropoda, Insecta, Lepidoptera, Pyralidae. Gene Ontology annotation, cellular component: nucleus. Gene Ontology annotation, molecular function: DNA-binding transcription factor activity, RNA polymerase II-specific; RNA polymerase II transcription regulatory region sequence-specific DNA binding. Gene Ontology annotation, biological process: regulation of transcription by RNA polymerase II. The coding region runs from base 1 to 1332 and encodes 443 amino acids. The transcript has 4 exons. The record is from RefSeq and is a predicted model, not a curated record.